AUGGCGAAGAGCGUUCUUCUUUGCUGCGUCCUCGCCAUUGCAUGUGCAGUCGCGGUGGCCUCUGAUCCCGGGCCCUUGCAAGAUUUCUGUGUUGCAGAUUUCAAUAGCCAAGUACUGGUUAAUGGUAUUGCUUGCUUGGACCCGAAGCUUGUGACCGCCGACAAUUUCUUUCUGUCUGGGCUCGAGAAGCCGGGCAAUGUGUCGAACCCGCAAGGCUCGGCGCUUACCCUGGCCACGAUCGGACAGGUACCUGGGCUCAACACUCUGGGCAUCUCCUUGGUGAGGAUUGACUAUGCCCCGUGGGGUAUCGUCUCCCCCCACACGCACCCCCGUGCCUCCGAGAUUCUCGUGGUCAUCGAAGGGACCCUGCUCGUCGGCUUCGUCACGUCGAACCCCGACAACAAGCUGAUCACCAAGGUUCUCCAGAAGGGCGACGUGUUCGUGUUCCCCGAGGGACUCAUUCACUUCCAACAGAACGUGGGCUAUGGGAACGCCUUCUCGUACUCCGGCCUCAGCAGCCAGAACCCGGGUGUGGUUCUCGUUCCGGAUACGGUCUUCGGGUCGACUCCGAACAUCGCCACUGAUGUUCUCGCCAAGGCUUUCCAGGUGGAUAAGGCCGUAGUUGACGAGAUUGAAGCUAAAUUCUAG
Molecule: messenger RNA, 648 nt
Organism: Rhodamnia argentea
Lineage: Eukaryota; Viridiplantae; Streptophyta; Magnoliopsida; Myrtales; Myrtaceae
Product: putative germin-like protein 2-1
Exons: 2
Coding region: 1-648 (215 amino acids)
Cellular component (GO): cell wall
Molecular function (GO): manganese ion binding
Source: RefSeq, a predicted model, not a curated record